Sclerotinia borealis F-4128 is the source of this 1359-nucleotide messenger RNA. Lineage: Eukaryota; Fungi; Ascomycota; Leotiomycetes; Helotiales; Sclerotiniaceae. The record is from the annotation of a GenBank genome assembly.
AUGCUGCGAUCAUUUUCGCACAAUACUACCAAGGUGACAAAUUUGAUAUAUGCAGGCGGUCGUUUGCAGCAAUGUUCCAAGAUACAUAUACCACCAUGGAGACCUGCGUCACCUUUAGAUGAAUGGGUUGCAAAAGAUGCCAGACCUAUUAGUCUGCGCCAACUUAUGGUCUUUGGACGAUCGUUAACUGAAGCACGACUUAUAAGUUCUGCGAAUUAUGUGCGAACAGAGCUUCCCACCAGAUUGGCACAUCGCAUACGGGAUAUGCAAACCCUUCCCUAUGUCGUAGUCACCAAUCCGCAUAUGAGUCAAGUCUACGAGUUAUACUACAAAGCAUUCGAAAGCUUCCGACGUGUGCGCGAGAUCAAGACACUGGAAGAUAACAACAAAUUAUGCAAAGUCAUUAGCAGUACCCUACAAGAGCAUCUCACCGUGAUCCCGAAGUUGGCAAUGGGCGUGCUAGAAUGUCGAGAUCUGAUGAAUCCGUCGGAUAUGGACAAAUUUAUGAAUACGAUUUUGCGAUCGAGAAUAUCGCGACGAGUUAUUGCAGAGCAACACCUAGCUUUAACGGAAACCUUUCAUUCCGAUUGGAAUUUUCCCGAUGGCAAACCAGUGGACGCGGAGUUCGUGGGUGAAGUCUUCUUGAGGUGCAAUGCGAAGGAGGUAGUCGAACGAGUAGGCAGGGAAGUUCAAGCCUUGAUGUCAGCCACCUACGGCCCUUCUACAAUUAUGCCUGAAAUACGGCUCGCGGGACACCUCGAAGCUACAUUCCCAUACAUUCUGAGCCAUCUUGAAUACAUAAUUGGCGAAUUAUUACGAAAUUCUGUACAAGCCGUCGUCGAAAAGCAAAGAAGUGGUCGAAAUACGAACAAACCACCACCGCCCAUUGAUGUAACAGUCUGCGAAGCUCCCCAACAUUUAAUAAUUCGAGUAUCCGAUCAAGGGGGCGGUAUACCACGAGACAUUCUUCCAUAUCUCUGGGCGUUCAGCAAAGGACCCCGCAGCAACCAACGUCUCGAAAACCUCACCCAAGUCCCCAAGAUGGCCGCCACAAUGCAAGAACUACGAGUGACCGACGUGCUCCCCGAGUUCCAAGGUUCAGGAACUGUCGGCAAUCAAGGUCCCAGCUCCAGCUCCACAUCCGCACAUGAAACUUCCCUCUCUUCUCUUACUAGCCGCCCUCCCAAUCUUCGUUUGGGUAUGGGGCUACCCCUAAGUCGCGUAUAUGCCGAGUAUUGGGCAGGGAGUUUGGAGCUGCAUAGUCUAGAGGGAUAUGGCUGUGAUGCAUUUUUACAGAUUUCGAAACUGGGUAAUAAGAACGAGCAGUUGACGAUGAGGGCUAGUAUGGAUGCUGUGUAA